Neurospora tetraspora is the source of this 988-nucleotide messenger RNA. RefSeq lists its product as uncharacterized. NCBI's taxonomy places the organism in Eukaryota, Fungi, Ascomycota, Sordariomycetes, Sordariales, Sordariaceae. The record is from RefSeq and is a predicted model, not a curated record. The transcript has 2 exons. Bases 1 to 639 code for a protein of 212 amino acids.
AUGUCUCGAGCUGAGACCUCCGAGACUUUCGAGACCGUUGUUGUCAGUCAGUGGCUUCGGCUCUUUUGGAAGACUCAACAGCUCGCUACCAGUGGGAGGCACACGGAGGCACACGGACGGGAGGGAGGGAAACCGUUUACACCACCACCGGAUGUUGAGCCAUUUGCGGUUUUGUUCAGACUUCUCAUUUCUGUCUACCAGGUAUUCUCUACUCGCAUUACGUCAAUGCCAACGGUAGGUUACCUCUCAUCCCUCCCAGAGUUCAGCGCUUCAGCUCAUGGCCAUGCAAACGAUCUCGACCACCUGAGUGGAAUGUCACACAGUACCUUUCUGGUGCUCUGGUACCCAUCCUUCUUGGCGGACCUGUCGGCAGUUGCAACGGAACGGUUACGGUUUGCUGCAGCCGUUGGAAGACAAGCUCACAAAAACUUCCCAGACAGAGCCUCUUUCAAAUCAUGCACUAUUCACAGGAGUGACAGGAUCCCAUACACAAACUCCGACGCCAAUCUUUUUCACAUGCUGAGUUUCUCGGCUGUCCUUCUCCAUGAUUCCUCUACGCCCUACCUAUCCCAGACCCUCCAGAAAACAGUCGUCUCGGUUUCUUUUCUCAGAAUCCGGCAAACUCCGGUAAACGGUUAGCGAGUGUAACGGUCUUUGAUGAGGUUAGGUAUACUUGACCGUUCCAGUGACAAGCCCAGGACCUCCUCCCUGUAAGGUAAAGCUAGUAGCUACUGUAGUUAACUACCAAAACAGCAUUCAUUCGAUGAGGAAAAGAAGGUUCAAAUUGCAGAGUGUCGUUGCGUUGGUGGUGUUGAUCAAACGUUAUUGAUGUUGUUAUGACGAUGACUUCGGGUCAAAGGAUGAGGAUUUUGAGAGGGUGAUGAAGUUGUAUUCGUCUACCGGGAGUAGCAAUAUCGGUAAGGUUACUGACUGGGUGGUCACUUGACAGGAAUCACCUCGGAUGAUACCGAACACUACUACUACAAAG